Messenger RNA from Phacochoerus africanus (Common warthog), 1222 nucleotides. It is a transcript of the gene LYPD4, whose product is annotated as LY6/PLAUR domain containing 4. The coding region runs from base 415 to 1155 and encodes 246 amino acids. The record is from RefSeq and is a predicted model, not a curated record. Lineage: Eukaryota; Metazoa; Chordata; Mammalia; Artiodactyla; Suidae. Gene Ontology annotation, cellular component: plasma membrane raft; plasma membrane. The transcript has 5 exons.
ACGAACGGCGGAGGAGAUUGUAUUUCUUGGCAGAAAUUAUAGGAAGUUGGGUGGGCAUGAAAGAGAGAGCAAUCGCCGCCGCUGGCGUGCCUGGCGGGAUGACCCUUUUUUUGGAAGUGGCUUGGCUGGCCGGAAGUGGGGCUAGUAAGGGCGGAACUGUGACGUGGAGUCCAAGGUGGGGGCAGGGGAGAAGUGUGGCCACCACCUUCACUUCUCUGACUAGCAGUACUCGCGAGAGCAGAGAGACGGAAGCUCCACCCUUCUUAGGGCGGAAACUGCUUCGCCGAGACCUGGGAGAGCGGAGUGGGAAUGAGGCACUGGAGAAACAGUGACCCAGAGGCGGGGACUGACAAGAACCAAGCUUAAGACCUAGAACGAAAUUGGUUCCAGCAUCUAGGACCCAGACACAGGACCAUGGGACUCCAGCAUUUGAGCCCUGUGCAGCUGCUCUGUCUCCUGGGGGCCAUCUCCACUCUGCCUCGGGCUGGAGCUCUCUUGUGCUAUGAAGCAUCAGCUUCACUAUUUAGAGCUGUUAGCCUCCAUAACUGGCAGUGGGUUCUGCUGAGGAGCAUGGUGUGCAAGCUGAAUGAGGGCUGUGAGGAGACCCUGGUGCUCUUCGAGACAGGGACCAGAAGGGGAGUGGUGGGUUUUAAAGGCUGCAGCCCAGCUGCAUCUUACCCUCCGCAAGUUUCCUACCUCAUUUCACCACCAGGAUUGUCCAUUGCCUCCUAUAGCCGUAUCUGCCGGACGUAUCUCUGCAAUAACCUCACUGACAUGGAUCAUUUCGUGAAACUCAAAGCCAACACUUCUAAGACUUUAGCAUUUUCAUCCCAUAGUUGUCCAACUUGUGUUGGUGAGCACUCUAAGAGUUGCCUCCCCAAUUUUGUCACCACUGAGUCUUGCCCCACCAGUGCCACUAAGUGUUACAGUUCCACCUUGAAAUUUCAGGCAGGAUCUCUCAAUACCACUUUCCUCUUCAUGGGCUGUGCUCGUGAACAGGCCAAAAUUUUAGCCCAUUUUCACCAUAUCGGUAGCAUCAGAGUCACUGAGGUCAUUAACAUCUUAGAGAAGGCCCAGCUGGCUGGUGCCCAGCUCUCUAGUCGGAGUUCUGCUGGGGGCAUCCUCUUAGGCUUCCUGCUUGCCUUCAGGGACUGAUGAUUUAGCUGGACCAGACAAACUUACCCCUUCACAUAGCCAAAUAAAGUUAUAGAGUUGCCUUUCC